Impatiens glandulifera is the source of this 3408-nucleotide messenger RNA. Its product is annotated as protein NLP8-like. The record is from RefSeq and is a predicted model, not a curated record. Bases 541 to 3057 code for a protein of 838 amino acids. Gene Ontology annotation, molecular function: protein binding; DNA-binding transcription factor activity. The transcript is spliced from 5 exons. NCBI's taxonomy places the organism in Eukaryota, Viridiplantae, Streptophyta, Magnoliopsida, Ericales, Balsaminaceae.
AAAUGUGUCUCUCUUGCAAAGCAAAUCUAUGAAAGAUUAAGGACAUUUCUAUUUUUGGCAAAACCAUCUUUUGAGCUGAGCUACUACGCCACCCAUUGGCUGCUCAGUUCAUUCAUCACCACCAGAAAGCAUCUCUUCUAGAAAUUUGGUCUCCCCCCUUUGCUUUCUGGUCGUCCCUUCUGGCCGAAUCUCGACUUUGGAGCUUUACCCACUUGGGUUUGUUAGGUUAGGUCGAAUUGAAACCUAUCAGUGGAAAAAGCUUCGCUUAGGUUCGGUUAGGGCACUCAAAUCUUAAAGGGUAAGUCUUCUUUGUUUACUGUAUCAUCAUCAUCAUCAUAGCUAUCAUCCGUGUUGCAGUAUUACUUUUUUUGACUGAUUGUUCGGAUUCCUGGGAUCAAUUUCUAGUUCCUGGAUUUGGAUCUUGGUUAUACGAAAGAAUGAGUUUUUGGACAGAUGAUUCAUUGAUGAGAUAUCGGCAACAUUUUCGGAAAGAAAUAUAGUUUUGUAAGUUUAUUUUUUUGAAUCAACUAGUCUUGGUAGAUGGAAUACCCGUUUUCCGACAUAGAUAAAGCAGCCAAGGGAUAUUGGAAUUCUUCAAAAGCUCACAAGGACGGAGAAUCAGCAGAUUCUGUUGGUACGAUGUAUGCGAUUCAGGAUGAUUCAUCUUUGAACAGUCGUCUGGAUUAUAUGAAUAUGAACAUCGAUUCGUAUGUUGGCUGGUGCAGUAGCCCCCCACCAAUGACUGACCAGUUGUUUGCUACUUUUGCAUCAUCAUCUUCACCGUCCCUUCUUCAGUCAUUGCCAACGGGUUAUCCUUCUGCCUUUGAUUCAUCAAGUUUUGGAGACUAUGAUGUUAUGAAUGAAUCUUAUGGCAAGUUUUGUAGUGAGGAAAAUAUGUUUCAGCAGAUGGAUUAUAGUUUGUUUCAUCAUCUUCCUACGGAUUCCACUCGCAGGGAUGAUGAUGAAGAUGAUUCCUUAUGCACUUUAGAUGUUAGUAAAAAUGUCUCAGAUACAGGAAAUUACAAUAGUAUUAUCCCUAGAUCACCUUCUAAGCCCCUUUCUGAAAAGAUGCUCAAUGCAUUGUCUUUGUUCAAAGAUUCAUCUGGAGUUGGGAUUUUAGCUCAAGUAUGGGUUCCUAUCAAGCAGGGAGAUCAACUUAUCUUAAGCACUUGCGAACAGCCUUACUUGCUCGAUCAGAUGCUUGCAGGCUAUCGUGAAGUGUCCAGGUUGUUUACUUUCUCAGUCGAAAUGAAACCUGGUUCUGUUCCUGGACUUCCUGGUCGUGUUUUUGCUUCGAGAGUUCCAGAGUGGACCUCAAACAUAGUACACUACAAUAAGGAGGAGUAUCUGCGGAUGGAACAUGCAGUUAAUCAUCACAUACGUGGUUCCAUAGCUGUCCCUGUUUUUGAAGACGAUGAUCUUGACAAUUCUUCAUGCUGUGCUGUUCUAGAACUUGUCACAAUGAAAGAGAAACCCGAUUUCGACCAGGAGAUGGAGAAUGUUUGCCGCGCUCUUCAGGCUGUGAAUCUGAAGAGCUCUUCACCUCCUCGGUUUCGUCCUCAGUUGCAGUGCUCGUCGAAGAAUCAAACGGCUGCUUUAUCCGAGAUAACCGAUGUAUUGCGGGCCAUAUGUCACGCUCAUAAGCUACCUCUCGCUCUAACGUGGAUUCCCUGCAGUUACUCCCAAGGAAUUGGCGAUGAAACUAUCCAGGUACAAAUUCGAGGGAGUAAUCGCGGUUCAAAUGGGAAAAGCAUCCUAUGUAUUGAGAAUACAGCUUGUUAUGUAAACGAUCGAGAGAUGCAAGGGUAUGUUCUCGCGUGCGAAGAACAUUAUCUGGAGGAAGGUCAGGGAGUGGCCGGAAAAGCUUUGCAGUCGAAUCAUCCCUUCUUUUUCCCUGAUGUGAGGAGUUAUGAUAUCAGUGAAUACCCGCUAGUUCAUCAUGCACGCAAGUUCGGCUUGAAUGCUGCGGUUGCAAUCAAGCUUAGAAGCACGUACACAGAUGAUGACGACUAUAUUCUUGAAUUAUUCCUUCCUGUUACUAUGAAAGGGAGCAACGAGCAACAACUUUUGUUGAACAGCCUCGCGGGAACCAUGCAAAGGAUCUGCAAGAGUUUGAGGACAGUUUCUGAGCCAACAGACGGAAAUUUAAGCUCUGUUACCAACAAUAUGACAAUCAACAUCCCCGGUUCAGAUGAUGUUCGCGAACAGGCGAGCGGAUCAAAGAGGCAGCAGAGUGAGAAGAAACGAAGUAGUGCAGAGAAGAAUGUCAGUUUAAGUGUUCUUCAGCAAUAUUUUUCUGGAAGCCUGAAGGAUGCUGCUAAAUGCAUUGGCGUUUGCCCAACUACACUGAAAAGGAUAUGCAGACAACAUGGAAUCUCAAGGUGGCCAUCCCGUAAGAUAAACAAGGUGAAUCGUUCGUUGAAGAAAAUCCAAACUGUUCUCGACUCAGUUCAAGGGGUUGAAGGUGGGUUGAAGUACGACCCCACUAGUGGGGCCCUCGUGGCUGCUGCCGGAUCCAUGCCUCCGAGCAAAGAUCUCGAAUCUCUAAGCCCCGUCUCUGCUGGUUUUACAUUGCCCAUUACUACUUGUGGUGACGAUGAAGAAGGGGUAAUAAAGGGCCGUAACCAACCCACUUCGUCUGGAAUGACAGAUUCGUCAGGUUCAACUGGCCAAGGGAGUUCGUCGAGUAGCGAAAGCUUUGGAGAAAGGCAAAACAAUAAAACCCAAACGGGCUCGGAGGAAGGUGGAUCAAAGGUUAGUGUUAAGGCUACUUACAAAGAAGAUACAAUAAGGUUCAAAUUUGAGGCUUCUGGUGGAUGUGAAAAGCUAUUCGAAGAAAUAUCUGGGAGAUUCAAAUUACAGUUGGGGACAUUUCAGGUCAAGUAUUUGGAUGACGAAGAUGAAUGGGUGAUGCUGGUAACCGACUCUGAUUUGCUGGAGUGUUUGGAGAUUCUCGAUUUUGUAGGGGUUCGGACUGUCAAGUUCCUUGUCCGCGAUAUUUCUAGCUCCACAGGGAGUUCUGGCAGUAGCAACUGCUUCUUGAUGGGUGGCUCGUGAUAUGAUAACUAUAGCUGCAUUUUGAAAGCAACAACCGCUGUUUUGAAAUGACGAACACGCCCCCUAUCGCGCAUUGCAGUUUGGGGGUGAGGGGGUGCUAGCAAGAAUCAAGAACAGGUCUGUAAAUGGGUGUUAGAGUUGGAAAUUAAUAAAUGAAAUGAAAUGAAUAGUAUAUAGUAUUUGUAGUGUGUCAUUGAGUUGGUAAAUUAUAGUUUCCCAAUCAAUGACCAGCCAGCCAUACUAGCUAAGCUAAGCUACUACCACUGCUUGUAUAUUCAUUAUUAUUGCUAUUGUGUAUUAUGUGAUAUUAGUAUUAAGCAUACUUGAGUCAUUCAGUGAAUAUUUGAUUGA